Messenger RNA from Phacochoerus africanus (Common warthog), 2943 nucleotides. RefSeq names its product bone morphogenetic protein 2 (gene BMP2). Bases 612 to 1799 code for a protein of 395 amino acids. Lineage: Eukaryota; Metazoa; Chordata; Mammalia; Artiodactyla; Suidae. The record is from RefSeq and is a predicted model, not a curated record. Gene Ontology annotation, biological process: negative regulation of transcription by RNA polymerase II; BMP signaling pathway; SMAD protein signal transduction. Gene Ontology annotation, cellular component: extracellular region. The transcript is spliced from 3 exons. Gene Ontology annotation, molecular function: BMP receptor binding; growth factor activity; cytokine activity.
GGCAGAGUGAUGCGGGGGGGCAACUCGCCCGGCACCGAGAUCGCCGUUGCGCCCUUCCCUGGACCCGGCGUCGCCCAGGAUGGCUGGCCCGAGCCAGGGGCCGCGGCGGAGCUAGCACUGAGCGACCGACCCUCGCCCCCCGAGUCCCGGAGCCGGCCCCGCGCAGGGCCACGCGUCCCGCGGGCGCUGGUUCCUAAGGACAAGGACAGCACCAGCUUUUCCUUUCUCCCUUCCCUGCCCUGCUCCGCACUCCUCCCCCUGCUCGCUGUUGUUGUGUGUCAGCACUUGGCUGGAGACUUCUUGAACUUGCAGGGAGAAUAACUUGCGCUCCUCACUUCGCGCCGGUGUCUCUGCCCCAGCGGACCCAGCCUCGCUGCCUGCGAACUCCGCCGCCCCUCCACUUCUCCGCUGGGCUUGACCCAAGACGCCGUUCCCUGCGUGCGGAGAGGAACUGCCCGGCCGGCACCCGGGAGGAGAAGGAGGAGGCGAAGGAAGGGAACCCGGUCCCUGUGCCAGGUCCUUCAGUCAGAGCUUUUUCCAUGUGGAGGCUCUUUCAAUGGACGUGUCCCCGCGUGCUUCUUAGACGGUCUGCGGUCUCCUAAAGGUCGACCAUGGUGGCCGGGACCCGCUGUCUUCUAGCGUUGCUGCUUCCCCAGGUCCUCCUGGGCGGCGCGGCCGGCCUCAUUCCCGAGCUGGGCCGGAGGAAGUUCGCGGCGUCUACUGGCCUCUCCUCUUCCCAGCCCUCGGACGACGUCCUCAGCGAGUUUGAGUUGCGGCUGCUCAGCAUGUUCGGCCUGAAGCAGAGACCCACCCCAAGCAGGGACGCCGUGGUGCCCCCCUACAUGCUGGACCUGUACCGCCGACAUUCGGGUCAGCCAGGCGCGCCUGCCCCGGACCACCGGCUGGAGAGGGCAGCCAGCUUGGCCAACACCGUGCGCAGCUUCCACCACGAAGAAUCUUUGGAAGAACUGCCAGAAAUGAGUGGAAAAACAACCCGGCGCUUCUUCUUUAAUUUAACUUCUGUCCCCACCGAGGAGUUUAUCACCUCAGCAGAACUUCAGGUCUUUCGGGAACAGACACAGGAGAUUUUGGAUGACAAUAGCAGUUUCCAUCACCGAAUUAAUAUUUAUGAAAUCAUCAAACCUGCAACAGCCAACUCCAAGUUCCCCGUGACCAGACUUUUGGACACCAGGUUGGUGACUCCGAAUGCCAGCAGGUGGGAGAGCUUCGAUGUCACCCCCGCUGUGAUGCGGUGGACUGCACAGGGGGUCGCCAACCACGGGUUCGUGGUGGAAGUGGCCCACCCGGAGGACAGCCCGGAGGUCUCCAAGAGGCAUGUGCGGAUUAGCAGGUCUUUGCACCAAGAUGAGCACAGCUGGUCACAAAUAAGACCCUUGCUAGUCACUUUUGGCCACGAUGGGAAAGGACACCCUCUGCACAAAAGGGAAAAGCGUCAAGCAAAACACAAACAGCGCAAGCGCCUGAAAUCCAGCUGUAAGAGACACCCUUUGUACGUGGACUUCAGUGAUGUGGGCUGGAAUGACUGGAUCGUAGCCCCCCCGGGGUAUCAUGCCUUUUACUGCCACGGGGAGUGCCCUUUCCCCCUGGCUGAUCACCUGAACUCCACGAAUCACGCCAUCGUCCAGACGUUGGUCAACUCUGUUAACUCUAAGAUCCCAAAGGCGUGCUGUGUCCCAACAGAACUCAGUGCCAUCUCCAUGCUGUACCUUGACGAGAACGAAAAGGUGGUAUUAAAGAACUACCAGGACAUGGUUGUGGAGGGUUGUGGGUGUCGUUAGCACAGCAAAAUAAAAAUAAAUAUAUAUAUAUAUUUUAGAAAAAAACAAAAAAAAAUCAAGUUGACACUUUAAUAUUUCCCAAUGAAGACUUUAUUUAUGGAAUGGAAUGGAGAAAAAAAACACAGCUAUUUUGAAAAUAUAUUUAUAUCUACGAAAAGAAGUUGGGAAAACAAAUAUUUUAAUCAGAGAAUUAUUCCUUAAAGAUUUUAAAAUGUAUUUCGUUGUACAUUUUAUAUGGGUUCAACCCCAGCACAUGAAGUAUAAUGGUCAGAUUUAUUUUGUAUUUAUUUACUAUUAUAACCACUUUUUAGGAGAAAUAGCUAAUUUGUAUUUAUAUGUAAUCGAAAGAAGUAUUGGGUUUGUACAUAAUUUUCCAAAAAUUGUAGUUGUUUUUCGUUGUGUGUAUUUAAGAUGAAAAGUCUACAUGGAAGGUUACUCUGGCAAAGUGCUUAGCACAUUUGCUUUUUUUUUUUUUUUUUUUGCAGUGCUACUGUUAAGGUCACAAGUUCAAGUCCAGAAAAAAAAAGUGGAUAAUCCACUCUGCUGACUUUCAAGAUUAUUAUAUUAUUCAAUUCUCAGGAAUGUUGCAGAGUGGUUAUCCAGUCCAUGAGAACCUAUGUCCUUAUUAGGUGGAAUAUUUGGAUAAGAACCAGACAUCGCUGAUCUAAUAUACAAAUCCUUCCCCCACCCCCCAAUUUGCAGAAAAUAAAAAGCAGGACCAAUUGAAAUAAUUAGAAAAAUGAUGAAUCUUCAGGAAAGGGAAUGAUGGUUUGUUGUUCUUCUUUCCUAAACUAGUGACCCCUUCAAAGGGGCUGGUCUGGCCAAAGUGUUAAAUAAAACAUAAGAUUUCUUCAUUAUUCAGAUUGUGGUCAUGUAUAUUUAAAAUUGAUAUCUAGUUGCCCUCAUGAAGAGUUGGAAAUUGAUUUGUGUUUUAACUUUUACCUCACCUGGCAGCCUAAAGCUCAGAAGGACUCCAUUUUCUAACUUUGCCCCCAACACAGCAAAAGCAUGCCCAUCGUGUUUUCUCUCCACCCCGAUCUCUGUUCCAUCAGCUUGCUUUUCUUUCCAAGGUUAUAUAUUUGAACACUUUUCUCCAAAUGUUAAACCUAUUUCGGAUAAUAAAUAUCAAAGCUCUGGCAUUUCA